ACUGGUCACAUUGAAAUAGCUUAGUAAACACCGGAUCGUCACGAGGAUAGGUGCAUGAUCGCGUCUAGAUAUGUGGCAGAACAAGACGAAUAGGGUUUUCCAAUUUUGCAUCACCACGUGAACAAGAUUCAUCCUGGUCUGAAUGUCGACUGUGUUGCUUAUGCAAGAAACUGUUGAACUCAUAUAGCAGACAAAUGUACGUUUGCUGUUACGUUGCCAGUUGUGCGGUGAUUUAUACGAAUCUAAGGAAGAUUUCAAGUCUUUCGUAGAACUUAAACAGUGAACGAUAAGAAUAAGGGACUCAUUGGAUACGUGUCGUGUCGUACAUCAAGAUAUCAUCAGGAUAUUGAGUUAACCAUGUUGAUGGAAAAGCAAUUCGGCAGGAUUGCGUACGGAUCUGAUGCCUCUAAUUGAUUCGGGUCUGAAGAAGCUACAGGAACCAAGAACUUGCACCGACGAAUCAAUAAUCGUAUACCGAUGGAGUCAGUUUAUUGGGUAACUAGUCGUAACAAGUCUGGUGCGAAAAUGGAGAUUAGCAUCUCGAGUGUUGAGAGCUAUUCCACAAAAGAUGAGACAACGGAUAGUCGACAGACCAUGUCACCUUCUUCAUCAUCUAUGCGGAACGUUAGGAAUAAUAUAAGCUUGGGAAUUUCAACAAUCGUCGCAACAUCGACAUCGACAUCGCAGGAAUCGUCCGUCAACGUUACCUCCAGCAUUCAGCUUUGUCCUAGCAAACGAGCCUGCGAAAAUGAUGUGUCCUCAGUAGAUUCGACCACCGAUAGUCAAAACCCUCUAGCAGUAAAACGUCAGAAAGGUUGGUACUCCACAAUCAAGGGACGACAACCGAUCAAGCGAACGUAUAAGUCUACGUCUACUCAAACCGAAUAAUCUUUUUUUUCUUUUUUUUAAAAUUAAAGACUAAUAUAUUAUUAUGUAUGCUUGCGAAUAUGUAUAAGAUUGCGAA
Messenger RNA from Nylanderia fulva, 964 nucleotides. RefSeq lists its product as uncharacterized. Lineage: Eukaryota; Metazoa; Arthropoda; Insecta; Hymenoptera; Formicidae. The record is from RefSeq and is a predicted model, not a curated record.